AUUUCAGACCAGUCCUGUCCCCCGUGGGCUCCCAGUUCCUCUUGCGCCAACACUGCUCUACAUAUCCCACUUCUAUUUGGCACUUUUCAGACUUUAAACAUUUUUGGCACACUUUGCCAGGAAGCUUUUGUCCCCGCUUUUCUUUUUUUCUUUUUUUUUUUUGAAGCGAACCACCCUCCUGCAUCAGUGUUUCCAUUUGACUUCCUCUCCCUCUGGAUUUGUUUCUGCAGAGUUUCUAAAACAAAGUUUGGAAGUGUGGAUUGUGGAGCUUUGAUUUUUUUUUGUCGUUGAGAGGAAACAUCUCUGUUCCUGUGUGUGUGUGUGUGUGAGAGAGAGAUGCCGGUGGUUGUGAUUGUGAACUGAAACAAAAGAGACUUGGGAGCGGAGCAUCCUCUCUUUUCUCUUUGUUGCAUCUUUGUUUUUUUCACAAGUCUCUGGGAUGUAAGAAGCCACUGAAGCGUUUGUCCCACUUUUUUUUUUGCCUCCACCCACAAAGGAAUUAUUAUAUUUUUUUCGAUUCAUAAGGAGAAAUCUUAUGUUGAACAUGCGGCUUGUUCUGGUUUUAUUCGGAUUAUUUCUACUCUCUUCUCCAUCUGCAAGAGCCGAGCCGGAGCUGCAGGAGGAGGUGGAGGAGGAGAGCUCCUGUCAGGGAGCUUUCGACCUCUAUUUUGUGCUUGACAAGUCAGGCAGUGUGAAGCAUCACUGGGAGGAAAUCUACUACUUUGUGGAAAAUUUAGCAGAGAAAUUCAAAAGUCCAAUGCUGAGGAUGUCCUUCAUAACAUUCUCCUCCAGAGGAACCACCAUCAUGAAACUGACAGAAAACAGGGUUGACAUCAGAAAGGGGCUGAACGCUCUGAAAAAGGAGAUUCCAGGUGGAGAUACGUUCAUGCACCUUGGAUUGCAGAGGGCAAAUGAGCAGAUACACCGAGAGAACUUUGGCACGGCCAGCGUGAUUAUCGCUCUGACAGACGGUGAACUGCAGGAGCAUCAGCUCGUCACCGCACAGCAGGAGGCAGAGAGAGCCAGGUCUCUUGGAGCCAUCGUGUACUGUGUUGGCGUCAAAGACUUCAAUGAAACACAGCUGGCCACCAUUGCAGACACCAUCGAGCACGUGUUUCCUGUGCUGGGAGGCUUCCACGCCCUGCGGGGAGUCAUUGAUUCGAUCAUCAAGAAAUCCUGCAUUGAGAUUUUGGCAGCCGAGCCGUCGAGUGUGUGUGCGGGAGAGUCGUUCCAAGUGGUGGUGAGAGGAAACGGUUUUCUUCACGCCAGAAACAUCGACCAGGUGCUGUGCAGCUUCAAAAUCAACGACACCAUCACAAUAAAUGACAAACCUGCCGGAGUAGAAGACACGUUCUUGUUGUGUCCGGCUCCUGUCGUCGAUGAAGUUGGGAAGGUGAUUUAUCUCCAAGUGAGCAUGAACGAUGGCCUGUCCUUUAUCAGCAGCAACGUGCACAUCACCACCACAGAGUGUUUCGAUGGCACCAUCCUCCUCAUCACGCUGCUGGUGCUGUUCCUGCUGCUCGCUCUGCUUUUCAUGUGGUGGUUCUGGCCUCUAUGCUGCACUGUGGUGAUCAAAGAACCACCUCCUCCACCUCCUCCUGAGCCCGAGUCAGAUGAUGAAGAUGGCCUGCCCAAGAAGAAGUGGCCCACUGUGGAUGCUUCUUAUUAUGGUGGAAGAGGAAUUGGAGGGAUCAAGAGAAUGGAGGUGCGUUGGGGAGGAAAGGGUUCAACCGAGGAGGGCGCGAAACUGGAGAAGCCGAAGAACGCUGUGGUGAAAAUGCCCGAGCAGGAGUACGAACCCUUCGAGCCCAAACCGAAGAAAUCUCACAACAAGAAGGCUCCACAGAACCGGAAGUGGUACACGCCCAUCCGGGGUAAACUGGACGCUAUCUGGGCUCUGUUCCGCCGUGGCUACGACCAGGUUUCCCUGAUGAGACCUCAGCCUGGGGAUCAUGGUCGUUGCAUCAACUUCACAAGAGUCAAGGAGGAGUCAGCCGCAGCAGCCAAGGCUCAACCUCGCACCCCCAUCCACACGCCCUCGCCCCCGCCGCCGGACUACCUCCCCGUGACCCGCACCCCGUCCGCUUCUCCCACCUCCACUACCCCUCCCGCCCGGUCACCGCCAACGGGCCAGGCACUCCCGUGCCCGCCGCCGUCCCGCACCCCCCCGGGGCUUCCCUGUCCACCGCCAUCGCGUCCCCCGCCCACCCUCCGACCUUGAAUCUCACACAGACACACACUCACACACGCGCCUUUCUUCGCCGCCCCCUCCCCCCAAUCACACUCGCUUUGAUUCACAGACUCCCAAUUUGUGGGCUGUGGACUUCGCCGCCGAAGGUACUCCUGCUAUAAACCAAGGGGUUUGAAUCCUUGUCAUGCUGUGUCUUCUCUUCACGUAUGGGAGAGAAUGUCAAGUUAAACAGUGAGCUGGAUAUUUAGUCCUCUUAAACGUUACCGCCUACAAUCCGGCAAAUGAUGCUUGACAUAAGAGAAAGUGAAAUGUUACCAUAUUUUGUUUAGUUUAUUGUGUAUCACAGUGAUUGGUGAAAUUGGUUAAAUCAGCGUCUAAAGAGCAUCGAGCUGUUUGACUUGUCGUUCUAUCCCAUAGACAGUGAAUGGGGUGAGCUGGAGAAAUACUGUUACUUUGUGUUGGGACGAUUGUUGCUGGACAGCAAAGCAUGAUGGGACAGGAAGUCCAAUGGAUGCAAUGGAUGAAAUUUUUUCGUUGUUUUUAAAAAUCAACUACUGAGUUGUGCCAUUGUCAUUGAGAAUCAAGGUGAAAAGUAGGUUGUAAGUGGAAAACUAAGGGUCCGUACAAAGGAGAACGAGAUUAAAGUUUUGUAUCGUAAAACUGGGAGCCCUACAACAAUUUUUUUUAGAAAACCCCAUCGCUGCGUUUUCAUGUGUACAAUCAACACAACUUUAGGAAAUGCUCCAAUUCUUCUUCUUAGUGUUUGGUGUAUUCCCGUGGCAGCAUUACAGCGCCACAUACAGGCCUGGCAUCAAUACCGCAUUUAGAGUUGUU
This is a messenger RNA of Solea senegalensis (Senegalese sole), 3025 nucleotides long. It is a transcript of the gene antxr1c, whose product is annotated as ANTXR cell adhesion molecule 1c. NCBI's taxonomy places the organism in Eukaryota, Metazoa, Chordata, Actinopteri, Pleuronectiformes, Soleidae. The record is from RefSeq and is a predicted model, not a curated record. Gene Ontology annotation, cellular component: membrane. Gene Ontology annotation, molecular function: signaling receptor activity. Bases 536 to 2221 code for a protein of 561 amino acids. The transcript has 18 exons.